Messenger RNA from Debaryomyces hansenii CBS767, 279 nucleotides. RefSeq lists its product as uncharacterized. The transcript has a single exon. Gene Ontology annotation, cellular component: Golgi membrane; endoplasmic reticulum membrane; COPII-coated ER to Golgi transport vesicle. Bases 1 to 279 code for a protein of 92 amino acids. Lineage: Eukaryota; Fungi; Ascomycota; Pichiomycetes; Serinales; Debaryomycetaceae. The record is from RefSeq and is a predicted model, not a curated record. Gene Ontology annotation, biological process: endoplasmic reticulum to Golgi vesicle-mediated transport.
AUGUUCGGACUCGGGAAGUUGUUGUACGUGAUUAUAUUGACAGUCAACGGUAUAGCAGUUCUUAGUGAGGAUAGAUUUUUGAACAGAAUAGGAUGGGGAUCUAGCACGUCCAACAAUCCAUCUCAGCCAUACCUGCAAUUCUCUACGUCGAUGCAAAGUGAAGGAACGUCGGUUAAAACAAGGAUGAUCAAUCUUAUAAGUGCAGUGAGGACUCUUAUGAGAUUGCCAUUGAUUUUCAUCAAUGUGGUAGUGAUCUUCUACGAGUUAGUAUUGGGUUAA